GGCGGGGAACCUUGGUAGAGACGACCGUGGCUGUUAGGCACCCUCGAUUGGCGGCGGCGGCGGCUCCUGCUGUGGCGGGGGCGCUCGGCCAGCUUUCUAGGUCGGAACGGAACGCUUGGCUUCGCGGGCCCCGCCCGGAAAGUUUGCAGUGGAGCCGCGACCUCCUGGCCGGUGCGGCCCAGCAUGAAGCGGCGCUAAGGAGCCGCCGCGGCCGCCUGAGGAGGAGCCGCUGCACCCCGGGCCACGCCGAUGACUACUGCAAACUGUGGCGCCCACGACGAGCUCGACUUCAAACUCGUCUUUGGCGAGGACGGGGCGCCAGCGCCGGUGUCCCAGGUCUCGCGGCCUGCAGAUCUUGAGCCAGAUGACUGUGCAUCCAUUUACAUCUUUAAUGUAGAUCCACCUCCAUCUACUUUAAACUCAUCACUUGGCUUACCACACCAUGGACUGCUGCAGCCUCACUCUUCUGUUUUGUCACCAUCAUUUCAGCUCCAAAGUCACAAAAAUUAUGAAGGAACUGGUGAUAUUUCUGAGUCUAAAUAUAGCCCAUUAGGUGGUCCCAAACCUUUUGAGUGCCCAAGUAUUCAAAUUACAUCCAUUUCUCCUAACUGUCACCAAGGAACAGAUGCACAUCAAGAUGACCUACAUAUAAAUGACCCAGAAAGGGAAUAUUUGGAAAGGCCUUCUAGAGAUCAUCUCUAUCUUCCACUUGAGCCAUCCUACCGGGAAUCUUCCCUUAGUCCUAGUCCUGCCAGCAGCAUUUCUUCUAGGAGCUGGUUCUCAGAUGCAUCUUCUUGUGAAUCUCUCUCACACAUUUAUGAUGAUGUGGACUCAGAGCUGAAUGAAGCUGCUGCUCGAUUUACUCUUGGCUCACCUCUGACUUCUCCAGGUGGCUCUCCAGGAGGCUGCCCUGGAGAAGACUCCUGGCAUCAGCAGUAUGGACCUGGACACUCCUUGUCACCUAGGCAAUCUCCUUGUCACUCUCCUAGAUCCAGUAUCACUGAUGAGAAUUGGCUGAGCCCCAGACCAGCCUCAGGACCCUCAUCAAGGCCCACUUCUCCCUGUGGUAAACGACGGCACUCUAGUGCUGAAGUAUGUUACGCGGGUUCCCUUUCACCCCACCACUCACCUGUUCCUUCCCCUGGUCACUCCCCUAGAGGAAGUGUAACAGAAGAUACCUGGCUUACUGCUUCUGUCCACACUGGGUCAGUCCUUGGCUCUGCACCAUUUCCAUUUCAGUACUGUGUAGAGACUGAUAUCCCUUUGAAAACAAGGAAGACUUCUGAAGAUCAAGCUGCCGUACUACCAGGAAAAAUAGAUGUCUGUUCAGAUGAUCAAGGGAGCUUAUCACCAUCCCGGGAGACUUCAGGAGAUGAUGGCCUUGGAUCUCAGUAUCCUUUAAAGAAGGAUUCAUCUGGUGACCAAUUUCUUUCAGUUCCUUCACCCUUUACCUGGAGCAAACCAAAGCCUGGCCACACCCCUAUAUUUCGCACAUCUUCAUUACCUCCAUUAGACUGGCCUUUACCAACUCACUUUGGACAAUGUGAAUUGAAAAUAGAAGUGCAACCUAAAACUCAUCAUCGAGCCCAUUAUGAAACUGAAGGUAGCCGCGGGGCAGUGAAAGCCUCUACCGGUGGCCAUCCUGUUGUGAAGCUGCUGGGCUACAGUGAAAAGCCAAUAAAUCUACAAAUGUUUAUUGGAACAGCUGAUGAACGAUAUUUACGACCUCAUGCAUUUUACCAGGUGCAUCGAAUUACUGGAAAGACAGUUGCUACUGCAAGUCAAGAGAUAAUAAUUGCCAGCACAAAAGUUCUGGAAAUCCCACUUCUACCUGAAAAUAAUAUGUCAGCCAGUAUUGACUGUGCAGGUAUUUUGAAACUCCGCAAUUCAGAUAUAGAACUUCGAAAAGGAGAAACUGAUAUUGGCAGAAAAAAUACUAGAGUACGGCUUGUAUUUCGUGUGCACAUCCCACAGCCCAGUGGCAAAGUCCUUUCUCUACAGAUAGCGUCUAUUCCUGUUGAGUGCUCUCAGCGAUCUGCUCAAGAGCUCCCUCAUAUUGAGAAGUACAGUAUCAACAGUUGCUCUGUCAAUGGAGGCCAGGAAAUGAUUGUGACUGGAUCUAAUUUUCUUCCAGAAUCCAAAAUCAUUUUCCUUGAAAAAGGACAAGAUGGAAGACCUCAUUGGGAGGCUGAAGGAAAAAUAAUCAGAGAAAAAUGUCAAGGGGCUCACAUUGUCCUUGAAGUUCCUCCCUACCAUAACCCAGCAGUUACAGCUGCAGUGCAGGUGCACUUUUAUCUUUGCAAUGGCAAGAGGAAAAAAAGCCAGUCUCAACGUUUUACUUACACACCAGUUUUGAUGAAGCAAGAACAAAGAGAAGAUACUGAUUUGUCUUCAGUUCCAUCCUUACCUGUGCCUCAUUCUGCCCAGACUCAGAGGCCUUCCUCAGACACAGGGCACCUACAUGACACUGUAUUGUCAGCACCGAGAAGCUUGAUAUGUCAAAUCCAGCCAGCAUAUGCAUCUAUGAUAACCUCAUCCCAUUUGCCACAGUUGCAGUGUAGAGAUGAGAGUGCUGGUAAAGAACAGCACAUAAUGCCAUCUUCAGUCAUGCACCAGCCUUUUCAAGUUACAUCAACAUCUCCUAUGGGGGCUUCCUAUCAGUCUAUACAAACUAAUGUGUAUAAUGGACCAAGUUGUCUUCCUAUGAAUCCUGCUUCUGGUCAUGAGUUUGAUCCAGUUUUGUUUCAGCAGGAUGCAGCUCUUUCUAGCUUAGUAAAUCUUGGCUGUCAACCACUGUCACCAAUGCCAUUUCAUUCUUCAAAGUCAGAUGAAACAGGACAUCUCUUAGCACAUUCACCUCAUUCUGUGCAAACCCCACCUCAGCUACAGUCAAUGGGAUACCAUUGUUCAAAUGCAGGACAAAGAUCUCUUUCUUCUCCAGUGGCAGACCAGGUCACAGGUCAGCCUUCUUCUCAUUUACAGCCUAUUACAUUCUGCCCUUCACAUCCAGGAUCUGCUACAACGGCUUCCCCAGCAGCCUCUCAUCCCCUGGCUAGUUCACCGCUUUCUGGGCCAUCAUCCCCUCAGCUGCAGUCUAUGCCUUAUCAAUCUCCCAGCUCAGGAACUGCCUCCUCACCAUCUCCAUCUACCAGAAUGCAUUCUGGACAGCACUCAACUCAAGCACAAAGUACCGGCCAAGGAGGUCUUUCUACACCUUCACCCUUAGUGUGUCACAGUCUGUGUGACCCAGCAUCGUUUCCACCUGGUGGUGCAGCUGUGAGCAUUAAACCUGAACCUGAAGAUCAGGAACCUAACUUUGCAACCAUUGGUCUACAAGAUAUCACUUUAGAUGAUGACCAGUUUAUGUCUGACUUGGAACACCAACCAUCAGGUUCAACAGAGAAAUGGCCUAAUCACAGUGAGCUCUCAUGUCCAGUUCCUUUCUGGAGAAUCUAGAGGUGAACGAGAUAAUUGGGAGAGACAUGUCCCAGAUUUCUGUUUCCCAAGGCCCAGAGGUGAGCAGAGACGCUCCUCUCCUAGGUCCAGAGUCCCCAGGUUUAGGAAGAUCUGAUGGGCCCUAACAGUGCUCACUGAAGCUUUGUGUCCACUACCAACUGCUCGGCCUGCCUCUCCUGGACCUUGGGUUUCCAACCAGACUUCAGAACCUGCUGUAGGAGUUGGACUCACUGCGAAAAGCAGCAUUCCUCCACCUCAAGGUGUGGGCAGAUUUUGUAAAAGAACAGGAACAGCAUAGCUGUGGGAAAAUGAGCUUCGCUUUUUUAAAUAUUUAAAUAGGAUACUUUUAUAUGAUGGGUGCUUUGAGUGUGAAUGCAGCAAACUCUAUUUCAGAGGUGCUGUUCUUGCAGGUGAUCUGGUUGCAUAGCUAGGAUUAGUAAUUUGUACUGCUUUCUGGUCAUUUGAAGAGCCCUUUAGUUUUGAUAUUUUUAAAAUAGAACUUUUGAUAAAACCUUCCAGAGGCAGACAAAAAAAAAAAAAAAAUAUCCUAAGCCCACUCUUACACCUCAAAAACUUAGCAUGCAUCCUGAAGCCUUUCAUAGUCAUAGGAAAUAAAGCCAAAUGUAGCUCAUACUCUUUAUAAAAAGUAAAGUGUUAGGUGAAUCAAACAGACCAUUCCAUCAUUGAAGUGUUGGAUAUGAGUACAUUCCAGAGCAUAGCCUUUUGUAACUGUAGAUCACCAUCGAGCAGUCUCUCCACUAGCUCCAUGUUCAAGCUAUUUUUCCUCCCUCAGGGCCUUGGGUAAAAUGAUCAUUUGUAAGGUGAAUUUCAAAGGUAGGGUUUUAGCUUAGGUAGUUAUUUUCUACCUAACUAACUUUUCAAGUGGGAGUUUCUGCCAGUAGUCUAUAGUCUUUGAAGCCAGUCUACUGAUAGUUCAGGCUUUGCGGUUUUAACUCUUGAGGCCAGGUUAGCAGUGUCAGGAGCUAAGUAUGAAUGAACUAUGUAAUAGGAGAC
Acomys russatus (golden spiny mouse) is the source of this 4470-nucleotide messenger RNA. It is a transcript of the gene Nfatc3, whose product is annotated as nuclear factor of activated T cells 3. The record is from RefSeq and is a predicted model, not a curated record. Gene Ontology annotation, molecular function: transcription factor binding; DNA-binding transcription factor activity, RNA polymerase II-specific; RNA polymerase II cis-regulatory region sequence-specific DNA binding. Gene Ontology annotation, biological process: regulation of transcription by RNA polymerase II; cytokine production; calcineurin-NFAT signaling cascade. Bases 250 to 3456 code for a protein of 1068 amino acids. NCBI's taxonomy places the organism in Eukaryota, Metazoa, Chordata, Mammalia, Rodentia, Muridae. Gene Ontology annotation, cellular component: transcription regulator complex. The transcript has 11 exons.